CCUGCCUGUGGGACCAAAUCCUACUACGAAGCGAGCGGGUGGCUCUCAGAUUUUCAACUCGCCAUGGCAGCUCUCCCUUCAUCAUCAAACGCCAUCAUCGCUUCUCGCAUUUCGUAUUUCUCCACUCCGACUCUGGUAACGCUGUCUUCUGCCGUCCCUUGCAUACGCCAUCACCUGGGUGUUUUUCCGGAAGUGGACUCAUUAGAUAGAAAAGUGCCAAAUCGGAGUAAAAUAUCAAAGAGUUAUGCUUGCAGUUCCAGGAAAAAUCUUUGUUGUGAUAAUGGAGAAACUUCUGUUCUGAAGGAGUAGUGCUACUUCAACAACAUCCAAGCCUUAUUUCUAAAAAAGGUUAGACCAUACGUUCAGGGAUCGCAUAUAUGCCCGCGACUUACGUUCCGGAUUGCGCGUACCGGAUCGCGGUACGUUCGCGAUCGGAACGAUUGCGAAACGUGUUUUGGGUACGGCGUAUCAUCGUCGCAGAUCGCGUGCUUCUUCCAGCGGAAACGCCGAAUCCAUUGUGCUGUUCGCCGUUCCAUCCAGCGACGAAGCCGCAACUCUUAAGGUACGAAGUUCAAGCGUUGGCGACUGAUUUUCGAAUUGAUUUUUCAAACGCCAAGCGUCGGCGACUGACGAGCUUCACAGUUCCCAGGAGAGGGGCAAUCGCCUUGAUUUUCUCGAGUUUCUUGCUAAGAAAUUCACUAGACACAUCACUUGCUCAAUCCAUUGGGUUUAGGGAGUACAUUGAUAACUUUAAUGGCUAUUCAUUCAUGUAUCCUCACAACUGGAUUCAAGUAAGAGGUGCUGGUGCUGACAUAUUCUUCAGGGAUCCUUAUGUUCUCGAUGUGAAUCUCUCCUUGGAGAUAUCCUCUCCUUCCUCCUCCAAGUAUCAAAGUGUAGAAGAUUUGGGCCCACCCCAAGAAGCUGCAAAGAAAGCACUUCGCCAGUAUUUGACAGAGUUCAUGUCCACUAGGCUUGGCGUCAGGCGUGAAUCAAGCAUUCUCUCCUCUUCUUCAAGAGUGGCAGAUGACGGGAGGUUGUACUAUCAAGUUGAGGUGAAUAUAAAGUCAUAUGCCAACAACAAUGAGUUGGCUGUGAUGCCACAAGAUCGAGUGGCUCGCCUGGAAUGGGAUCGGCGAUACCUCUCCGUACUUGGAGUGGAAAACAACAGGUUGUAUGAAUUGAGAAUACAGACUCCUGAAAAGGAAUUCUCU
Molecule: messenger RNA, 1211 nt
Organism: Cuscuta europaea
Lineage: Eukaryota; Viridiplantae; Streptophyta; Magnoliopsida; Solanales; Convolvulaceae
Source: the annotation of a GenBank genome assembly